AUGUCUCUUGCUAAUGAAAAUUCAAUACAAUGUGAGGAUGAUGAUGAUUUUUUCACCUGUCAGGUUAUUCACGAAGAAUGGUUAAAUGAUUUUUUAGUAGAACCUGAUUUUUUUUUGGAUGAUUUAGAACCAGAUUUCAUACCAUUUCAACAUAAAUACUCUUUACAUACAGCAACACCCACAUUACCAAAGAGUCUUCAUGAUAUUGAACCUUCACCAUAUUCAAUUUUUCGAAUUUCUCAAGAACAUAAAAAGUUUAGAAUUCAAAUAGUUAAAGAAUUGAUUAAGGAAGCAACUCAAAACCCAUUAAAAAGAAAUACUCGUAAUGGAGAAAAUGGAGAGACAUCUGAAAAGAAAAAUGACAAUAAAAGAUUUCGUGUUUCUGACAUUUUUGAAUUACCAGCAACUAGAUUAAUUGGUAAUGAUCAUUUUCCCGAAUACCGCGAAGAAAGAAACUCCUGCUUGUGGUGCAGCUCUUUUGCAAGCCCAUCUGAUCGUGUUUCUGCAAGAGUUUUGGCAUUCCUGAAUUCGGAACAUUUAUUAGCAAAAAAUUCAGUUUCAACAAGCAACUCAUUGCAUUGA
Entrophospora sp. SA101 is the source of this 582-nucleotide messenger RNA. The record is from the annotation of a GenBank genome assembly. Lineage: Eukaryota; Fungi; Glomeromycota; Glomeromycetes; Entrophosporales; Entrophosporaceae.